Messenger RNA from Oryza brachyantha (malo sina), 1967 nucleotides. RefSeq names its product polygalacturonase At1g48100-like. Gene Ontology annotation, molecular function: polygalacturonase activity. Gene Ontology annotation, biological process: carbohydrate metabolic process. The transcript has 7 exons. Lineage: Eukaryota; Viridiplantae; Streptophyta; Magnoliopsida; Poales; Poaceae. The coding region runs from base 167 to 1765 and encodes 532 amino acids. The record is from RefSeq and is a predicted model, not a curated record.
AGGAUAGCAAUGGAGCCUCUAUUUAAACCCCCUCAUUCCCUCCUGAGUCCUGACCACCUCAAAAAGCUUCAUACUCUAUAUCCCCCACUCAUCUAUCUUCCUUCCAAACACGUACAUACACUGUUCUCUCAUAACAAGAGAUACAUACAAAGUUACAAAAGCAAAGAUGAGGCUUGAGAUAAAAGGUCUCACCUUCAUGCUUCUCCUUGUCUUGCUCGUUCUGUGCUCCGGUGUCAGUUUAUCUGACGCAAGAAGUGGCAAGCAUUGGAGGCAAAACAGAGCACCCUCCACCUCUCUGCUGCGAAGAAAAGGGAAAGGAAAGACCAGCAAUUCCCACAAGCAAUAUGGCAAAGGGAAUCAGAACCCAUACCAGCCAAGCCCCGGCACAAUCCCGAAGGUGCCCGUCAACCCGAGCGAAAGCCCUGUCCAGGGAAAAGGAAAUCAGGGUCCAACAAUACCAACACCAAGCAGUGGAAGUGGCCAUAAAUUGCCAUCUCCGGCACCACCGCUGCCACCAUUGCUGCCGCCAACACAGCCACCAGCAGCCCCAUCACACAACACGGUCUUCAAUGUGGUUGAUUUUGGAGCCCGUGGAGAUGGAGUUACAGAUGAUACUCAGGCUUUUGAAGCAGCAUGGGCAGCAGCAUGCAAGGUGGAGGCAUCUACAGUUCUUGUACCAUCUGAACAUGAGUUUGUCGUUGGCCCAAUCUCAUUUUCUGGGCCUUACUGCAAACCAAACAUUCUAUUCCAGCUAGAUGGAACUAUUUUAGCUCAAACCAGUACAAGAGCAUGGGGUUCUGGUUUGCUUCAAUGGCUUGAGUUCACAAAACUUAGUGGAAUAUCAAUCCAAGGAAGUGGUAUCAUCAACGGUCGGGGACAAGAAUGGUGGACCUAUUCAGAUUCAAAUGAUGACAAUGAUGUUGAUGCUUACAAUGUGGAGCUGGAGAAUAUGCCACAGAUUAAACCUACAGCAUUGAGGUUUUAUGGUAGUUCCAAUGUCACAGUAACUGGUAUCACCAUUGUAAACAGCUCACAGUGCCAUCUCAAGUUCGAUAGUUGUCAAGGAGUAAUGGUUCAUGACCUGACGAUUUCAUCACCUGAGAAUAGUCCCAACACUGAUGGAAUACACCUGCAAAACUCCAAAGAAGUCAGCAUUCACCACACUAACCUGGCUUGUGGUGAUGAUUGUGUUUCCAUCCAGGCGGGCUGCAGUGACAUAAAUAUACAUAACAUUAACUGUGGACCAGGUCAUGGGAUCAGCAUUGGUGGUCUAGGGAGGUACAACACAAAAGCAUGUGUAUCCAAUGUCACUGUAAGAGAUGUCAACAUGUUCAAAACAAUGACUGGUGUCAGAAUCAAGACUUGGCAGGGUGGUUCUGGGUUGGUUCAAGGCAUAAGGUUCUCAAAUAUACAAGUGUCAGAAGUCCAAACACCUAUCAUAAUAGACCAGUUUUACUGUGACAGAACAACCUGCAGAAACCAAACAUCAGCGGUGGCAGUUUCAGGUGUCCAGUAUGAGAAUAUCAGGGGGACCUUCACAAUCAAACCUGCCCAUUUUGCAUGCAGUGACAGCUCACCUUGUUCAGAGAUCACUCUUACUGGAAUACAGCUCAAACCCCUAAUAGUGCCACAAUAUCACUUGUACAACCCGUUCUGCUGGCAAGCGUUUGGAGAGUUGUUCACCCCCACCAUCCCUCCCAUAUCCUGCUUGCAGAUCGGCAAACCAUCUGGGAACAAUGUGAUGUCAGAUCAUGAUCUAUGUUGAAACUCUCUGAACGAGUGGACGUGCCAUGAUCCAGAAAACACUGUACUCCUGGUGCUCAUCGGUUAGGGUGAUCGUCGUGAUUCUUCCGACCCCCUUUCCCGCACAAUCAUCGUGUGAUGUGGAAAUAUAUACAGUGUAUGCAAAGAUGUAUGAUUAUUAUGGCAUUUGCCAGCUUCCCUAUGAAAGUGAAACAUAGAAACUU